AUGUCUCUUCCUCCCAACUUUAAGCCAUUUCUCUUCCUUUUCUUCUCCGCCGCCACCUUGCUCUGCCUUCAGACAACGCAUGCCACGACUGUCACGCAGCUCCCCGGCUUCCAUGGCCCCCUUCCCUUCCGUUUGGAGACUGGGUAUGUUAGUGUGGAUGGAAGGAUGGGCGUGGAGCUGUUCUACUAUUUCAUAGAGUCGGAGAGUGAGGCUGGCAAAGACCCUGUCCUCCUUUGGCUCACCGGCGGCCCUGGCUGUACUUCUUUCUUCGGGUUGUACCAAGAGAUUGGUCCCAUGAAAUUCAACCGCAUACGUUAUAAUGGUACUUUGCCAAAUUUAAUUUACCAUCCUUACACUUGGACAAAGAUGUUCAGCAUAAUCUUCUUGGACUGGCCAACUGGUACUGGCUUUUCAUUCUCAGAACGCCAUGACAACCAAAUGUUAAACGAUUACCAAUCUGUAGAACACAUAUACACUUUCCUUAAAAAGUGGUUUGUUGAUCAUUCAAAUUUCGUCUUGAAUCCAAUGUAUAUUGGAGGAGAUUCAUAUGGUGGCAAGAUGGCCGCACUUGUCUCUUAUAGGAUCGCUCAAGGAAUUGAAGCUUCUGACCAGCCAUUACUCAAUUUCAAGGGGUAUUUAAUUGGAAAUCCAAGAACUGGAAUUGAUGAAGUCGACAUCAACCCAAGAGUCGCCCAUGCAUAUGAACUCGCUGUCAUAUCGCCUGAACUCAAGGAGAUGAUAGAGACCAACUGCGUUGGGGAAAAUUAUAGGUUUCCAAGGACUGCUGGUUGCACUGCAAAACUCCAAGUCCUUCAAAAGUUUCUUGAUGAAAUUCUGAUUGAUAAUGUACUUAGUCGGAAAUGCGAUGACCAUAUUGUGGAGUCAGCAAUGUCAGAUUCUGAUCUCAACUGCCCAGGAACUGUGAAAAAUUGGAUCGCAUGCGACCUCAAGUUGAAGAAGGUUUACAUGGAGAACAUUGACAGCAUUUUGCCUUAUCUCCAUAGUCUGCUAACUCGAGGAUACAGGGCUUUGGUCUACAGUGGGGAUCAUGACCUUCAUAUUCCGAGCAAGGGCACAAUAGCUUGGAUAGAAUCUCUUAAUUUCAAAGUCACCGAGGCUUGGAGAUCAUGGAAAAUAAACGGCCAAGUUGGAGGAUACACCGUGCUUUACUCGAACAAUCUAACAUUUGCUACAGUGAAGGGUGGAGGACAUGAGGCUGCACAAGACAAACAAAAGGAAUGUUGGACUAUGUUGAAGAGGUGGAUUUCUUAUGAGCCUCUCUAGAGGGGAUUUAUUUAUUGGAUGAAGCAUAAGAUUGAUAGAUUUUAGCUACACUUU
Molecule: messenger RNA, 1338 nt
Organism: Phalaenopsis equestris
Lineage: Eukaryota; Viridiplantae; Streptophyta; Magnoliopsida; Asparagales; Orchidaceae
Product: serine carboxypeptidase-like 7
Biological process (GO): proteolysis; secondary metabolic process
Molecular function (GO): acyltransferase activity, transferring groups other than amino-acyl groups; serine-type carboxypeptidase activity
Source: RefSeq, a predicted model, not a curated record